This is a messenger RNA of Brugia malayi, 210 nucleotides long. RefSeq lists its product as uncharacterized. The transcript is spliced from 2 exons. The record is from RefSeq and is a predicted model, not a curated record. Lineage: Eukaryota; Metazoa; Nematoda; Chromadorea; Rhabditida; Onchocercidae. Bases 1 to 210 code for a protein of 69 amino acids.
AUGCACUACAGUAGAGCUUUCCAUAUGUGUUAUGCCAAAGCCAUUCGCAGUUCCCAAAAUAUAUCGCUGUUACUACCCCUAUCAUCAGCUGACAAUAUUUCACCUGAUCUCGUAACAAUUUGUCCGGAAGUAAAAAUUGCGAUGGUUAACAGUGGUAAGCAAAAUUGGAGUCAGAAACGAAGUGACUAUCAGAGCACUUACCCCAUGUAA